CACGGGCAAAAUGGAAGAGUUCUUUCUCUUUGGAGCCUUCCUGGAAGCGACCAUGAUUGACAGGAAGAUCGGGGACAAACCCAUCAACUUUGAGGUCACAAUAGGCAACUACGGGAACCAGAUCGACGGCACAGCCAAGCCCAGCCUGAAGAGGAAGAAGGAGGGCGGGGACGGCGAGCAGGAGGACUCCGAGCUGCUCCAGCACUCGAGCGAGGACGAAGCCGAUGACGACGGGGAGCUGGUCUCCGUCUCCUCGACUCAGCCAAUGAAGCCCCUGAUCACUGACAGGCAAGUGAACUACUUCCACUUGCCUUACUUCGAGAAGAAGCCCUGCAUCUACAUCAAGAGCUGGUGGCAGGACCAAAGGCGGAGGCUCUACAAUGCCAACAUCAUGGACAAGAUCGCGGACAAGCUGGAGGAGGGGCUCAACGACGUGCAGGAGAUGAUAAAGACCGAGAAGCCGCACCCUGAGCGCCGGCUCCGAGGGGUCCUGGAAGAGCUGAGCAGCGGAUGCUUCCGCUUUGUGACCCUCGCCAACAAAGACCAGAGCCUCUCUGCCCGCACCCGACUGGACCGAGAGCGGCUCAAAUCCUGCAUGCGGGAGCUGGAGAACAUGGGCCAGCAAGCCAAGACCCUACGGUCGCAGGUGAAGAAGAAUACGAUGAGGGACAAGCUGAAGCUGGUGCAGAACUUCCUGCAGAAGCUCCGCUUCCUGGCGGACGAGCCACAGCACAGCAUCCCCGACAUCUUCAUCUGGAUGAUGAGCAACGGCAAGCGCAUCGCCUACGCCCGCAUCCCCUCCAAGGACAUCCUGUACUCCAUCGUGGACGAGGAGACCGGCAAGGACUGCGCCAAAGUGAAGACUGUCUUCCUGAGGCUGCCCGGGAAGAGGGGCUUCGGGCCGGCCGGCUGGACGGUGCAGGCCAAGAUGGAGAUCUACCUGUGGCUGGGCCUCAACAAGCAGCGCAAGGACUUCCUGAGCGGCCUGCCCUGCGGCUUCGAGGAGAAGAAAGCCAGCAAGGGCCUCGGCCUCCAGGCCUUCCCGCCCAUCAGCCUCCUCUACACUAAGAAGCAGGUGUUCCAGCUCCGAGCCCACAUGUACCAGGCCAGGAGCUUGUUCGCCGCAGACAGCAGUGGCCUCUCCGACCCCUUUGCCCGGGUUUUCUUCAUCACCCAGGGCCAGUGCACGGAGGUGCUCAACGAGACGCUCUGCCCAACCUGGGACCAGCUGCUGGUCUUCGACAACGUGGAGCUCUACGGGGAAGCCCACGAGAUGCGGGACGACCCCCCCAUUAUCGUCAUUGAGAUCUACGACCAGGACACGGUGGGCAAGGCGGACUUCAUGGGCCGCACCUUUGCCAAGCCGGUGGUGAAGAUGUCGGAUGAAGACUAUGGCCCCCCGCGCUUCCCGCCCCAGCUGGAGUACUACCAGAUCUACCGGGGCAACUCCACAGCCGGCGACCUGCUGGCGGCCUUCGAGCUGCUCCAGAUCGGCCCGGCUGGCAAGUUGGACCUGCCUCCGAUCGAUGGGCCGACGGACACGGAGCAGGGUCCCAUCCUGCCAGUGCCCCUGGGGAUCCGACCCGUGCUGAGUAAAUACAGAGUGGAGAUCCUGUUCUGGGGCCUGCGGGACCUGAAGCGGGUGAACCUGGCCCAGGUGGACCGGCCCCGGGUGGACAUCGAGUGCGCCGGCAAGGGCGUCCAGUCGGCCCUGAUCCAGAACUACAAGAAAAACCCCAACUUCAGCACCCUGGUCAAGUGGUUUGAAGUGGACCUCCCAGAGAAUGAGCUGCUCCACCCACCCCUGAACAUCCGGGUGGUGGACUGCCGGGCCUUUGGCCGGUACACGCUGGUGGGCUCCCACGCCGUCAGCUCCCUGCGGAGGUUCAUCCACCGGCCCCCGGACAAGAAAUCCCAGCACUGGAACGCUGCAGCUAAGCUGCUCAACGGCUACUUGGCCCUGGCAAACGGAGGCCCGUACUAUCGUCCCCCAGGUGAAAUUGUCAUCAACAUGGAACCGGAGGUGCCCAUCAAGAAGAUGGAGACCAUGGUGAAGCUGGAGGCUAACUCUGACGCGGUGGUGAAGGUUGACGUGUCGGAAGAGGAGAAGGAGAAGAAGAAGAAGAAGAAGAAAGGAGUGGGGGAGGAGAUAGAGGAGGAGGAACCAGACGAAAGCAUGCUGGAUUGGUGGUCCAAGUACUUUGCUUCCAUUGAGACUAUGAAGGAGCAACUCCGGCAGCAGGAAGCGGCUGCAGCAGAAGCCGAAGAGAAGGAGGAACUGGAGAUUGCAGAGGGCUCCAAGGGCCAGGCAAAGACCAAGGAGAAGGUCAAGGCACCCAAAGAGGACAAGAAGAAGAAGCAGCAACAGCCACUGGAGGCCCCUGAGAAGAAGAGCAAACAGAAGAUUGACGAGCUGAAGGUCUACAACAAAGAACUGGAAAUGGAGUUCGACUGCUUUGAAGACUGGCUGCACACGUUCAGCCUCUUCCGGGGGAAGAUCGGGGACAACGACGACACCACGACGGAGGAAGAGCGGAUAGUGGGCCGGUUCAAGGGUUCCAUGUGUGUUUACAAAGUGCCGCUUCCCGACGACAUCACCAAGGAGGCAGGAUACGACCCCAACUUCGGCAUGUUCCAGGGGAUUCCAAACAAUGACCCCAUCAACGUGCUGGUCCGAGUGUACAUCGUGAGGGCCACCGACCUGCACCCAGCCGACAUCAACGGGAAAGCCGAUCCCUAUAUCGCCAUCAAGCUGGGCAAGACGGACCUCAAAGACAAGGAGAACUACAUCUCCAAGCAGCUCAACCCCAUCUUUGGGAAGUCAUUCGACAUUGAGGCCACCUUCCCCAUGGAGUCCAUGCUGACGGUGGCCGUGUACGACUGGGACCUGGUGGGCUCUGACGACCUGAUCGGGGAGACCAAGAUCGACCUGGAGAACCGAUACUACAGCAAGCACCGGGCCACCUGCGGCAUCUCACAGACCUACUCCACCCACGGCUACAACCUGUGGCGGGACCCCGGGAAGCCCACGCAGAUCCUCGCCAAGCUGUGCAGAGAGGGCAAGGUGGACGGGCCCCACUACGGCCCUGGAGGGCGGGUGAAAGUCGCCAACCGGGUCUUCACCGGCCCCAGGGAGAUGGAGGAUGAAAACGGUCAGAAGAAGCAGACGGACGAGCACCUGGCCCUGGCAGUGCUGCGCCACUGGGAGGAGAUCCCCCGCGUGGGCUGCAAGCUCGUCCCGGAGCACGUGGAGACGCGGCCGCUGCUGAAUCCCGACAAGCCUGGCAUCGAACAGGGCCGGCUGGAGAUGUGGGUGGACAUGUUCCCCAUGGAUAUGCCGGCACCUGGCCCCGCCAUCGACAUCUCUCCCAGGAAGCCGAAGAGAUAUGAGCUUAGAGUGAUAGUGUGGAACACAGAUGAGGUAAUCCUGGAGGACGAUGAUUUCUUCACUGGGGAGAAAUCCAGUGACAUUUUUGUCAGGGGGUGGCUGAAGGGCCAGCAAGAGGACAAGCAGGACACGGACGUGCACUACCACUCGCUCACGGGCGAGGGCAACUUCAACUGGCGCUACGUCUUCCCCUUCGACUACCUGAUGGCGGAGGAGAAGAUCGUCAUCUCCAAGAAGGAGUCCAUGUUCUCCUGGGACGAGACCGAGUACAAGAUCCCGGCUCGCCUCACCCUGCAAGUCUGGGACGCCGACCACUUCUCUGCUGACGACUUCCUUGGGGCGAUCGAGCUGGACCUGAACCGCUUCCCGCGCGGCGCCAAGACGGCGAAGCAGUGCAGCAUGGACAUGGUGACCAACGAGGGCGACCUGCCCCUGGUCUCCAUCUUCAAGCAGAAGAGGGUGAAGGGCUGGUGGCCCUUCGUGGCCCGGAAUGAGAACGACGAGCUGGAGCUCACGGGCAAGGUGGAGGCCGAGCUGCACCUGCUGACAGCGGAGGAGGCGGAGAAAUCCCCCGCGGGGCUGGCCCGCAACGAGCCCGACCCGCUGGAGAAACCCAACCGCCCCGACACUAGCUUCAUCUGGUUCCUGAACCCCCUGAAGUCCAUCCGUUACUUCAUCUGGCACACGUACCGCUGGUUCCUCCUGAAACUCCUCCUCCUCCUCCUUGUGCUCCUCCUGGUCGGCCUCUUCCUCUACUCCAUGCCGGGCUACCUGGUCAAGAAGCUGCUGGGGGCCUGA
This is a messenger RNA of Emys orbicularis (European pond turtle), 4186 nucleotides long. It is a transcript of the gene OTOF, whose product is annotated as otoferlin. The record is from RefSeq and is a predicted model, not a curated record. The transcript has 31 exons. Bases 11 to 4186 code for a protein of 1391 amino acids. Gene Ontology annotation, biological process: synaptic vesicle priming; plasma membrane organization. Gene Ontology annotation, cellular component: synaptic vesicle membrane; presynaptic active zone membrane. Gene Ontology annotation, molecular function: calcium ion binding; AP-2 adaptor complex binding. NCBI's taxonomy places the organism in Eukaryota, Metazoa, Chordata, Testudines, Emydidae.